Molecule: messenger RNA, 489 nt
Organism: Anopheles maculipalpis
Lineage: Eukaryota; Metazoa; Arthropoda; Insecta; Diptera; Culicidae
Product: low molecular weight phosphotyrosine protein phosphatase 1-like
Exons: 3
Coding region: 4-489 (161 amino acids)
Biological process (GO): protein dephosphorylation
Molecular function (GO): protein tyrosine phosphatase activity
Source: RefSeq, a predicted model, not a curated record
UCGAUGAAGAUCCUCUUCGUUUGCAUCGGCAACUCGUGCCGUUCGCCUAUGGCCGAAAGUGUGAUGAAAAGCAUUGCCGCACAACACAACCUCACCGACUGGUACGUUGACAGUGCCGCGUUACGCGAGUGGAACGUUGGCCGACAGCCGAAUGAGCGAGCGCUUGCCGUGCUGGCAGAGCACGAGCUCACCUCCGAUCACAUCGGACGGCUGGUCUGCUCGGAUGAUUUCCGUCAGUUUGAUUAUGUGUUUGGCAUGGACGAGUCGAAUGUGGCCGAUCUACUGCAUCUGGCACCGGUUGACGGGAGGGCGAAGAUAGAGCUGCUUGGAAACUACCGUGGCAGAGAGCUGGACAGGAUUAUCAUCGAUCCGUACUUUGAACACGGCAUACACGGGUUCCGGCGCUGCUUCGAUCAGAUAGUGAGUUGCUGCGAAAAUUUCGUCAAAACUCACGGACGUCCGGUAUCGCAAGAGCUGUGGGAAAAUUGA